CUUUCAGGGCCCAGCAUGCACGCUGCUCGUAACUCUCGGCUCCCGCCCCAGCCACUUCAUCUUACUUGCCUGCGUCUGGUGCGCCUCGAGGAGCUCCAAGAGCCGGGGAAAGCAUCUCGCUGCAGUCAUUGAUAGCUCACAAGGCCGGCGAGACCAGCAGCGCCCUUCAGGACGCGAGGCGCGCACAUCGGCCUUCAAGAAGGGUGACAGGCGAAGAGCGGAACUUCCCGGGGCUUUGCAUGCCAGAUGCCCUGGUCUUCACGGAUGGCCAGUGCAAGCAGCUGCUAGCCAGCGAUGGCCGAAAGAGCGUGGAAGGCCUGCUAUGGGGUGCUGUUGGUGUUGCGAUUGCUUUGCGCCAUAACGGGCACUGGCUACAUUCAUCCCGAUGAGUGGUUUCAGUCUGGAGAGGCAAUAGCAGGCAUACACUCAUCCACGUCCCUGUUGAGGACAUGGGAAUUCGAUGCAGCUUCCCCGUCGCGCUCUCUGGCCAGCCUGCACCUCUUUCAAUUUCCUCUCGUGGCGUGGGUCCACCUGAAUUAUAGGUUUGGAGUCUCCGCUAGCUCCUACUCCUUGUUCCUGGCGCAGAGGGCCACCUCCUUCUUCACAUCUUUGACACUAGACUUUGUCGCAGCACGUUUGGUCGCUCCUUCGACCCGACAGCGGCUUCAGACGUACAAGACUCUUUGCAUUCUUGGAUCCAGCCACGCUGUCCUAUCGCUGUGCACCCGCCCUUUUUCCAACGGCGCCGAGGCCGCACUGCUUGCUCUCUGUCUCCUGUUGACUCGAGCAGUGGUAGAUUUGUCACAUGCUGAGUCGCGCGCGUAUGUGCCUGUGUGGGUAGCUAGGCAAAGAUGGAUUAGGUACUGCUCCGCACUUUUUGGUCUAGGAGCAGCGGGCCUCUUUGUGCGCUUCACUUUCGUGGCCUUCGCUCUGCCUUGCGCUGCAUACGUCGCCGUAGCAGGGACACGAUUGUGCCGGAGGCAGUCCAUCCUCUCUACAGCAGCAUUGUAUGCUUAUCUGCUCCUCGAGACGCUGCCAUCUUUCGUCUUCGUCGUUUUACUCCAUAUAUGCACCGACAGCAUGCUGUACAGAGGAAAAUGGUUUUCGAGUCCCCUUCUUUUGGCCCCACUCAACUUGCUUCGAUACAAUCUCGAUCCUACAAAUCUGGCGGAGCACGGGACGCACCCUCGGUGGUUGCAUGUGGUGGUCAACGCGCCGAUCGUGCUUGGCGCAUCUGUCUGGCUCUAUGGUGCUUUGAAAAUCUCGCUCUGGGCGGUCGGCCGGAAGGUGGAGAGACGUAAGAAAGUAAAGGGCAAAGCAAAGGAAAUUGACGUCGAUGCAGCGGUGCAGCUGACGAUGCGAAAGAUCUACUUGGCCACGGUCCUAGUCCCAAUCGCCCUGCUUUCCGUUCAGCCACAUCAAGAACCUCGCUUUCUCUUACCAACAGUGCUGCCGUCGACCCUUCUCUUUGCCGAGGCAUGCUUUGGAGAAGCGCAUCGGCGGAUGCAAAUGGGUCGACGAACGAGAAGAUUGCUCCUUAGCUUGUAUCUGCUACAACACGCGGUCCUGACUAUUCUGUUCUCAUUUCUGCAUCACGGCGCCGUCUUGCCCACCCUAUUCAACAUUAACAACGCGCUUUCAGGACGGGGAAGCGCGGGAUGGCUGCCAUCGUCUGACCACACAGGGCCUGCUUCGCCCACGGCAUCCCUCCACAUCAUCUUCUGGCGCACUUUCAUGCCUCCGCGACAUCUCAUACUCCCUUUGCAGCCUCGCGGCUCAUCUCAAGGUGGCGGUCAGACUCGCUACCCCACCAUCACUGACCACGGGAGCAUGCCAGCACGAACACUCGCGGCCUGGUUGAGGUCUACUAGUCGGACCCUUUCGUUUUCUCCAAAUCAGUCGCGAGAGGAGCUCGAAGCGGAAGAUGACAAUGGAAGGGAUAUUGCGCAUUCUCGGCAGCUCGUAGUUGCACCUGCCUGGGCUUUGGCAGAUCUUGAGCGAUCUCUGGAUAUGGGAGGCGAGCAAAGAGAGACUAAUCUCGUGCGACUAGCCGCCUUUGGACCGCAAGUAGAUCUCGAUCAUCUUCCGGAAGUGACGACCGUUUGGCGGCGCGAAGCUGGCUGGGCUUCCCUGAAAGAUGCAGCUAGCAUUCAGCUUGUGGAGUUCCUCGACGUGAAACAAGCGGCGAGCGUUCGAAGGGAGCCUCCGCCUUUAGCCUCGGUGCACACACAGAGCUAAGCAAAUGGAAAAGCAGAUU
Ceraceosorus guamensis is the source of this 2257-nucleotide messenger RNA. RefSeq lists its product as hypothetical. The transcript has 8 exons. The coding region runs from base 295 to 2238 and encodes 647 amino acids. Lineage: Eukaryota; Fungi; Basidiomycota; Exobasidiomycetes; Ceraceosorales; Ceraceosoraceae. Gene Ontology annotation, biological process: GPI anchor biosynthetic process. Gene Ontology annotation, molecular function: alpha-1,2-mannosyltransferase activity. The record is from RefSeq and is a predicted model, not a curated record. Gene Ontology annotation, cellular component: endoplasmic reticulum membrane.